AUGAUAUCGGAUACUGAGAAAUUUGCAAUCCUGUACUUCCUGCAUUCAUUUGUCUUAUCUAAUGUUGAAACUGUGGUAAUACCCCGUCUUCAUUUCGAUUUGGUUGAUAGUGGAAGAUAUAAGGAUUUUCCAUGGGGUUCUUUAUCUUUUGAAGAUUUGGCCAGAAGUUUGAACAAUCGGUUGAAAGCUGGUGGUCAAUUUUAUUUGAUUCAGGGAAUGCCACUAGCUAUUCAAACGAUUGCACCUCGUCUACGCUUUGAGUUUUUAAUGAAUGCUAUGUUUAAUGGCGAUGGCAAGGAUCCACCACCAAGAAAGAGCAACGAACAUUCAAAGAAGAAACAGAAGGUUGAUUCCUCAACACCAGUAGUGAAGAAAUCUUUAAGGGAAAAGCAAGUAGAUAGUUUUGAAGAGCAUACCCAAACGAGGACAUCAACUCCUCGUGCUGCAAAGGCUGAUGGAAUGAAGACACCAAUUUUCAAGUCAAUUCCAACACGUCAGGUACACUCAAAGCCAUAUAUUCAUGUAGAGGAAGUAACUGUGUCAAAGCCUGAGAGUCAUGUUGACAAACAAGCCUUUAUUUCUAAGAAAGAUUUUGAUGCAUUUCGCGCUGAGGUUCGUCGGGAAUUUAAAGAAAUUCGUGGUCUAAUGAGAAAAAAAUUCAAAAAGUUGAAGAAAGCAUUUGCUCAAAGCAAGGAGCAGGUUGAAGAUAUUGAAGCUAAUAAAGCAACAAAUAUUGAUGAGGGAGAGUUAGAGCAAUCUGGACAACAUUUCAGUCCUGAUGUUGUUCAAUCUCCGGAUAAUAUUUUUGACGGUACAAAGCAACAACAUGCAGAUAAAGAUCCUGAACAUCAGAAUAUGGAUUACGUUGGUAUCGAAAAAUCACCACAACGAUUAAGUUUGGAGGUUGAUCAGGAAUUGGAGGCAAAUUUGCUUGGGUGCACUGUUUUGCAUUCUGAAAAAAUGAAUGUUGAAAUUGAUUCUCAACAAUUAAUUCCUGAUGAGCUUCUCCAAAGUAUAAAUUUGGAUUACUUACAUUCUGAGAAGGUUGUUCAACAUGAUUGUCAAACCAGCGAUGAGAAAAUUGAUGAAACAAUUUUGUCUGAUUCGCAAUUCACAAUCCUUGAUGAGAUGUUACCUAGCCUAAAUGUGUAUCAAAUACAAAGCAUCAUCAUACAUCCAUUGGCAAACCGUCUAGAAGAAUCUCAUCAUGAAAUUUUGGAUGCAAAUAUCAACAGAGGAAUCACUGAUUUAGAGGUAGAACUUGAUACCACGGAGCAAGUUAGAACACCUGUUAAUACACAAGAAGUAACCAAUGAUGAACAGAGGGAUGAAAAAUUGUGGCGUGAUUCACAAAAUACAAUCCCACCAAAGUUAAGGAUUAGACGACCAUCACCAUACACCGAAAAAUUUGGUUCAGCUUCUGGGAGCUCAGCAGGGGUAAUACGCAUAUUCCCCCAGAAACAUCUAUUUUUAUAUCACCUGAUUGAUGGGAUAAAAGAUAGAAAGAUUGUGAAGAACUUCACAGACUGGAUUUCUGCGGACCUCUUAAAAGCUACUGCUAAGAGGAAAGGAAAAGUGAAUCAUUACAAGAGGGGAAAAUUAGAAAUUUCAAAGAUGCAUUUUGGUGUUGAGGCUGUGAAAGACAAAAACUGA
Capsicum annuum is the source of this 1653-nucleotide messenger RNA. RefSeq lists its product as uncharacterized. The record is from RefSeq and is a predicted model, not a curated record. The transcript has 13 exons. The coding region runs from base 1 to 1653 and encodes 550 amino acids. Lineage: Eukaryota; Viridiplantae; Streptophyta; Magnoliopsida; Solanales; Solanaceae.